Messenger RNA from Prunus armeniaca (apricot), 462 nucleotides. NCBI's taxonomy places the organism in Eukaryota, Viridiplantae, Streptophyta, Magnoliopsida, Rosales, Rosaceae. The record is from the annotation of a GenBank genome assembly.
AUGGGAAGAGGAAAGUUCAAGGGCAAGCCCACCGGUCACCGCCACUUCUCCACCCACGAAGAGAUGGUUGCUGGUACCUCUGCUCGUCCACGUAGUUUUAAAAGGGAAGAAGCUGAAGAGGAGGAAGAAGUAGAGUCUGAAGAGGAAUCAUCAGAAGAAGAAGAAUCUGAAAAGCGGAAAGGCACUCAGGGAAUCAUUGAAAUUGAGAAUCCCAAUCUAGUAAAACCAAAGAAUGUGAAGGCUAAAAAUGUCGAUAUUGAGAAAACUUCUGAGCUCUCAAGGCGUGAAAGAGAGGAGAUAGAGAAGCAAAAGGCUCAUGAGCGGUACAUGAGGUUGCAGGAACAGGGAAAAACAGAACAAGCAAAAAAAGAUUUAGAACGCUUAGCCCUGAUUCGCCAACAAAGAGCAGAAGCCGCUAAGAAGCGAGAAGAAGAAAAGGCUGGCUGGAGUAGUGCUAUCUAA